Molecule: messenger RNA, 651 nt
Organism: Entamoeba invadens IP1
Lineage: Eukaryota; Evosea; Mastigamoebida; Endamoebidae
Exons: 1
Coding region: 1-651 (216 amino acids)
Source: RefSeq, a predicted model, not a curated record
AUGUCGGACUACAGGAGGCCUCAAGAGCGUUUUGGGGACUUGACCGCAACUGGCCUUGUUGGGACCGAGUGUGCCCAAAGAGUGCGGGAGUGGGCAUACCAAAACAAGCGAAUUGUAGUUAGUGAAGACAGAACUCGCAAAGAGAAGUAUUGUGAAUCCACCAAGAACUGUUUAUCGACUGAAAAAAGCGAAGAAAAUGUAUUUCAGAAAUACGAGAAGUACUUCUUAACGUUUGGGGCACGUAUAGAGAAAUGGCCGGACGAAGCAUUCAAAAUAGAAAGUCGGAGGAGUGUGCGUGACAGAGUCAACGACGCUAUUCGGAGUCGUGUGGAGUGCCCAAAAUAUAUUAAAUCGAAGAUUGUAGCGAUGACAUCACUCCGUGUUGCACUUCAAAAGAUCAGAGAUGGGAGUUUUGAGAUGCCACAAGAGCUUGAAGAGAUGUAUGUAAAUGGAUGGGAGACAAGCUGUGACGUGAUUCUGCUCAAAGAAAUUGAACGAUUUGGAUUUGAGUAUUAUGAGGGGUAUAUUGAGAACGACUGUAUCAAAUACGUCUUGAGUAAAAUCAUGAAAUUAUCAUACGAACAACAAAUAAAUUUUUUAAAGCAAAGGUGUUCGAUUUUACUCAAAUGUUUAGUUCUGAGAAAACUAUAA